Molecule: messenger RNA, 885 nt
Organism: Solanum tuberosum (potato)
Lineage: Eukaryota; Viridiplantae; Streptophyta; Magnoliopsida; Solanales; Solanaceae
Product: RING-H2 finger protein ATL78
Exons: 1
Coding region: 89-769 (226 amino acids)
Biological process (GO): protein ubiquitination
Molecular function (GO): transferase activity
Source: RefSeq, a predicted model, not a curated record
AACUACCAAUUACAAUAUUCAUUCAACCCCAACAAACAAAGCACAACACUUCAAAGAAAACACACACUCUACAACAACAAAAAAAUCCAUGGCAACUAUAACUUCCACUUUAUUAAUUCAAGAUUUCAUGAAAAAUUUACAAUAUUCAAGAAGACUACUUCUACCAGCCACCCCACAAUACCACCAUGACACCACCUUGGCACCAACAGAUCUAUCACAAGGGGACACCACCAAUACAUUUGAUGCACAUGUUGUGAUGGUACUAUCAGUACUAUUAUGUGCUUUAAUUUGCUCACUUGGCUUGAAUUCAAUCAUAAGAUGUGCACUAAGAUGCACUAGUUUGGUAUCAGAGUCAGACUCAUCCUCGAUGUCUACAAAUCUAUCAGCAACGAUAAAGCUGACAAAUAACGGGAUCAAGAAGAAAGCCCUCAAGAUGUUUCCAAUUAUAACAUACACUACUGAGUUGAAACAUCCAGGGCUCGACUCUGAAUGUGUCAUUUGCUUAUCAGAAUUUGUUGCGGGAGAGAAAGUUAGAGUUUUGCCUAAGUGCAACCAUGGGUUCCACGUCCGAUGUAUCGAUAAAUGGCUCAAUUCACACUCUUCUUGCCCUACUUGUAGGCAUUGCCUCAUUGAAACUUGUCAAAAAAUUGUCAAUGGUGGUAGUUCUAAUUCAAGUACAAUUUCAAACCCUCAAGUAGCAGCACAAGAAAUUAUUAUAAGGAUUGAACCUCUACAACGUGAAGGUGUGGUAUCUAACCAUCAACAUUAGGUAUAAAAUAGUUAGGUUGAUUAGUGGCUAGAGUUCAAUUGAUUGAUAUGUUAUAACAUACAGUCAAUUAGUAGCUUUCUAGUAAUCAAUUCAGUUGAUUACAAGAUGGAGAAUUG